Neolamprologus brichardi is the source of this 3080-nucleotide messenger RNA. RefSeq names its product LHFPL tetraspan subfamily member 4b (gene lhfpl4b). Gene Ontology annotation, biological process: sensory perception of sound. Gene Ontology annotation, cellular component: plasma membrane. Lineage: Eukaryota; Metazoa; Chordata; Actinopteri; Cichliformes; Cichlidae. The record is from RefSeq and is a predicted model, not a curated record.
CCACCCAGCGGCACACUGGGACUGUUUGAGGUGUGCAUGGAGUCAGACUGGCCGGUCCCAGACUGUCACGGUGGUCUGUCCACUCUGUCUCCACUGCCGUCCUUGCAGUCGGUGGCGGUGUUGGUGGGGGUGUCUCUGUUGGCGGUGUGGACCAGCGUCCUCUGUCUCUGUCUCUUCAGGUUCUGCAGCGCCGCAACGGUUUACAAGAUCUGCGCCUGGCUGCAGCUGACUGCAGGUUUCUGUCUGGCGUUGGCGUGUCUUCUGUUUCCUGACUCAUGGGAGAGUCAGGAGAUGAAAGCUCUGUGCGGAGACUCGGUGGGCAGCUUCUCUCCAGGUAACUGCUCAGUUCACUGGGCCUACAUUCUGGCCAUCCUGGGAGUUCUUGAUUAUGCCAUCUUGGCCACACUGGCCUUCGUCCUCGCCAACAGACAGGACGCCCUACUUCCACCAGAUACCCAGGAAUUGACCACAGGUCUGCUGAUGACAGCAUGAAUCAGCAGGGAUGUUCGGUCUUCAUUUCUUCAACUCCGCCCGACCUCUUCAUCCUCCAUCAUCAUCAUCAUCUGUUUCUGCAUUUCAUGGCAUGACUGUCUCCUUCAGCUGCAAUCGUUCAUUGCUGCAUGAUGUUUCCAGGAGGAGUUGUUUAGUGUUGAACAGAGGAAUGUAACAACAGGAGGAAAGAGGCUCUGCGGUGGUGAGUUCGGUGUUCAGGACAUUCGGUCGCUGUUCAGUUGAAGAAAAAUGGUGAGAAAACGAGCGAGAUGGAGUAAAUCAAAGGAGAACUAUAAGCCCCUUUUAGCCUCCAGUUUUUAUCUUCACUCUCACAUUAGUGAUACCGUCAUAACACCUGUGUCAGCAGGCUGGACCCACCUCCAAUAGAUGCCGUCAGCACAGGUCGUUUGAGUUGCAGGUGAUUUUUUUAUUUAUUUAUUUUUUUAACUAACCACUGGGAGCAAAAUGAAGUGUUGGUACUGGAUGAGCACAGUUAAUAGAUUACUACAUAGUAACAUUUCUACACAGUGUGGCAAUCAAUCAGGACAACUUUAAAGCAGAAACAAAUUCGUCCCACGCAUUAAAUUAAAAUAUAUUUGGGAUAUUUUGUAGAAAAAACUUAAGUCAGCAAAUUGAAGGAAAGUCUUAGAUUUCUUUACCGACUUCCUGUUCUGUCAAGCCUUAUGUUUAAGACAGUUUAGUAACUGUUUCUGCAGCUUUUAAAAUUUACAAAAGUUGUAGAAGAAAGAAAGAAAAUCUGCUUUGUAGUUAAAAGUUAAAACUCCAGUUAACAGCCUAGAGUUGAUAUGUUAAAUCUGAUAUUUUGGGGUGAAACUGUAUCCACGCCACUGUCUUUCCAUUUGGACAGGCUUUAUGUUAAUAUGAAACUUGUUAUACUGUUGCUUUUUGUUUGACUUUUAAGCUACAUUAACUAACUAAUGGUGUUGAAUAUUCAUGUUAAACAUGAUGUUGUAAAGGUAAUCCCUGUGACUUCCCCGCAGAUUUCAAGAUGAACGUGUGGCCCAGCACUGAUGAGAAGCACAAUUGUUAGACAGUAUUAUUCUACCCUUAAAUUUGGUCUUGCUUGGUAGUUAAGUGUCCAUGUUUUGUUCGCUGAAGAACGAAGUCCUUUGCAAAUCAGUGCCACAAAUCUGUGUGCGUGAGCCAAGCGUAUUCGCUGUACUAUUUAGAGUACUCAUUUUUCUCUUAGCUCAACCUUUAGGGACUUGUAUGGAGAUGGGAAUGAGCUAAAUAGACCCACUUAAAUGUAAAAGUGACGGCAGGUCACUUUGAUGGAUUUAGGUCUGAAAAGGUUUUAAAAAGGUUAAAGAAUAAAAGGAGAGGGCUGCUGUGACAAUAUGUUAGGUCUGAAGAUCAGUGGUCCUAUGUUGUAUAAAAUCAUCUUAUGUCAUUUUUCAGCAUUUAUUAAGUAAAACAUUGUUUUAAUCAAAGUGGUUAACCUAGCUUAGCACAAGCACUAGAAGCAAGGGAGACUGUUGGCUAGCAUAGCCAGAUUUAUCUUAAAUGUGUCCUAGAUAGCAGUAGCUUCUACCACUAAUGUAUUCAGCAUGAAUAAAAGUCUUAUUUACAUUGUAUAUCAUAUUAUCUAACAGUUUGUCAUUAGGAGUCAGAAUGAAGUUACCAUUAGCUUUAUGAUAUACGCCUAUGCUUCCAGCCUGAUUUUUAGCUAGGUUAGCUUGCUUUGAGUUAGCUACAAGUUCAUUUAGAUUUGUGUUAGCUUAAGGUGUUUAAAUGAAUAAAGUGCUCCUACAGGAUUAAUAGUACUAGAUGGAUUGUUAGUAUACAUUACCCUUCAUGUCUAGCUAGCUUCUUUAGUCAACUAAACCUCUUUGAUUUCCUUUCUAGCUAACACGCUUAAGCGCUGCAUCUGAAAUCAUCUAUUCAUUAGGAUAAAAUCCAAAUUAUUUACUAACCAACAACUUGUGCAAUAACCCUUCAGUCUCAAUGUAAAUGAGCAGUCGAGGUCAGAAGUUUAUAUACGCUCAUCUGUAAUAAUUUCUUUGAAAUGUUCGUUUCAUCAAAUGAUCAUACAGCAUACGUCUUUAAUGACUGUUAAAACAUAAGUUUGAAAUAUAUUAUUAGGACCUAUUAGCAGCUUAAAGAAGUAAAUAAAAGCCCCAAAUUACCAUGACAUUCAUGCACACGAGUGUCUAUAUAAACCUGUAAGAGUUCACUUUGGUAGGCAUAAACACACAUGUGAAUGACAUACCGAGUCUGUGUACGGGAGUAGGUUAGAGUUGGGUAUGGGAUUUCAGAUGCAGCGCGGUUCUUUGUGCUAAGCUCAGCUAACCACAGAGAUAAAACUGAUGGAGAGCAUUAGUGUUUGCUGUCAGCAUGACCUUUGACCUGUAAGGUACAUGAAUAAAUGUGUUCCCUUCUGUGUUUAAAAUGUUUUUGUUGUUAAUGAGAUUAUGCUGUGUCUUUAUUAGAUUCAGUUUAACUUAUUUUUUUCUCCAUAGACCAGACAUGUGUUUAUUGGAAAACAGUUUUUUGGAAUGAUUCAAAAGUUUUUCUGUUUCAAUGUUUUAUUAAAAUGUAACAAAGCUGUUAAGUGGAAUGAGUUAUUU